GACAACCUGCUUGCUGGAUAGCUCACUCACCUGCGUGUCGGCGGGAGGCCUGUUUCUCACAGCAUGGACCUCCCUACAGGGUGAAUUGAGUGUCCCCAUGACUUGGCAUUUGGCUUCUCUCACAACACGUGGUCCCCAAGAGAGCAAAGCAGAAGCCACAUUGUCUUUUGUGAUCAAGCCUCAGAAGUCACAUACCAUCACUACUGUCAUUCCAGACAACCCUUCAGUGUGGGAGGAUCAACCCAAACGUAUGAAUACCAAUAGACAGGGAGCGCUGGGAGCCACCCGGGAGGCCGGCUACCAUGGAGAGUCUGACAAUGAUGAUAACGAUUAUAACUUAGAUGAGAGAGAGGGAAUCGUCAGAUUUCAUCCUUGUCCGAGAGCCACUGUCCAAAUCAUUAUGAAAGAGUCCAAUGGAGUUUCCUCCCAGUAGGUGGCAGUACUGGUCCACUUCCCGAUCUUCGUUGGGUAUAACCAUCGGCAUGGAAGAAGUCAUCCAAACACAGGGGUUUAGAAGGGUCCUGGAAGAGAACCAGAACAUCCACAAGGCACCACCAAGAUUUAAGCAGCUGAGUUCAAGGCUCAAGUGGAGAACACAUAGCUUCAGAGGCAGAAGGAGUCGAAGGUGCUCUCCAGCUUUGAACACUUCCCCUACUUGAGAUGUAUACAAAGGCAGUCCAACUCCUCUGGGGAUGUUUCUUCCUGUGGAAUCUCUACAUCUCAUCCGCCCAGACCGUUUACCCUGGAAUCAAGGCCAGGGUUACUCAGCAGGCUCUGGACUAUGGCGUUCUAGCUGGGAUGGAGAUGAUUGAGCAAAUGGUUAAGGAAAAAAAUAUCCCAGACCUAGAAGGUUCUGAAUCUCUGGAAUUUCUGAAGGUUGAUUAUGUGAACUACAAUUUUUCAAACAUAAAAAUCCAUGCCUUCUCAUUUCCAAAUACUUCAUUAGCCUUUGUGCCUGGGGUGGGAAUCAAGGCCCUGACCAACCACGGUACCGCCAACAUCAGCACCGACUGGGAAGUCAAGUCUCCGCUCUUCCAAGACACAGGAGGAGCUGAUCUGUUUCUCUCUGGCGUCUUCUUCACCGGUAUCAUUGUCCUGGCCCGCAACGACUUUGGUCACCCAAUCAUGAAGCUCCAAGACUGUUACGCCCAAGUGAGCCACGCCCACGUGUCAUUUUCCGGAGAACUCAGUGUCCUGUACAACUCCUUUGCUGAACCCAUGGAGAAACCCAUUUUAAAGAACUUAAAUGAAAUGCUCUGUCCCAUUAUCAUGAGUGAGGUGGGAGCCCUGAACACCAACCUCAGCAUGCUGGAGGUUUUAACCAAGAUUGACAACUAUACUCUCCUGGACUACUCCCUAAUCCAUUCUCCAGAGAUAACUGAGAAUUACAUGGAGCUGAAUUUGAAGGGCGUAUUCUACCCCCUGGACAACCUCAGUGACCCCCCCUUCUCGCCAGUUCCUUUUGCGCUGCCAGAACGCCAUGACUCUAUGCUCUAUAUUGGAAUCUCCGAGUUUUUCUUCAAAUCUGCAUCCUUUGCCUACUUUACAGCUGGGGCCUUCAAUGUCACUCUAUCCAUGAAAGAGAUUUCCAACCAUUUGGUUCAAAACUCUCAAGGCCUUGGCAAUGUGCUCUCCCGGAUCGCAGAGAUCUACAUCCUGUCCCAGCCCUUCAUGGUACGGGUCAUGGCAACGGAGCCUCCUGCAGUCAGGCUGCAGCCGGGCAACUUCACCCUGGACAUCCCUGCCUCCAUCGUGCUCCUCGCCCAGAGCGAGAACUCAACCGUGGAAACCAUCGUGUCCAUGGACUUUGUUGCUAGCACCAGUGUUGGCCUGGUUAUUUUGGGACAAAGACUGGUCUGCUCAUUAUCUCUGAACAGAUUCCGGCUCUCUUUGCCAGAGUCCAAUCGCAGCAAUAUUGAGGUCUUGAGGUUUGAGAACAUUCUGUCCUCUAUUCUCCACUUUGGAAUCCUCCCACUGGCCAAUGCAAAAUUGCAGCAAGGAAUUCCCCUGCCCAACCCGCACAAAAUCUCACUUGCCAACUCCGAUAUUGAAGUUUUUGCGGGAUUCCUUUUGAUCUCCACCGACCUCAAGUAUGAAACGUCCUUAAAGCAGCAGCCAAGUUUCCAUGGUUGGGAAGGUCUGAACCUCAUAAGUGGACAGUGGAGGGGGAAGCCUGCCGCUUGAUUGCCUGUUUGGAGCCCACCCCAGGCGGCCAGUGGCCCUUAAUCCACAGCUACUGUAAGCCCAGAAGGGGAGGACAGUGCACGCUGGAUUGUAAAGCCCUGCGAAGUGCUUAGGCUGACAGUUUUCCUUCUCGAGCCCUCAGGGACAGAGGGAGGCAAACUGAGUUAAAGAGCCAAAUCGGGGUGUGUGUGUGUGUGUGUGUGUGUGUGUGUGUGUGUGUGUGUGUGUUUAGGGGUAGGCAUUUCAGUGUUUCAUGUUCGAAUGCACAUUGUGUGUUUCUGUGUUUAUAAAAUGCUGGGGCCUGCAGCUAGCCAUGUGCCCUGGAGGAGGCGCAUGAGAAAGCCCAAAGGACAGAUUUGCCCGAGUUCUUUCUGGAGGAGCUCCUUUAGCUCUCUCAGCAACCCAGGGUUUCCCCCACUUCCCUGCAUAUUGGAUUGUAUGUUUUAUACUUACUGCUACUGUCCCUUGUAUUUAAUUAAACUCGUUUUCUAUUAA
This is a messenger RNA of Lontra canadensis (Northern American river otter), 2679 nucleotides long. RefSeq names its product BPI fold containing family C (gene BPIFC). Lineage: Eukaryota; Metazoa; Chordata; Mammalia; Carnivora; Mustelidae. Bases 661 to 2184 code for a protein of 507 amino acids. The record is from RefSeq and is a predicted model, not a curated record. The transcript has 18 exons. Gene Ontology annotation, molecular function: lipid binding.